AUGGGUAACGAACAAUCAGGUCCAUCAACCUCAGCUGCCAACAAUAUCCUGAACAACCUGCCUAUUAAUGGUGAACAAAGCCAACCGAACAAUAAUUUUAGUACUUAUCGAAGGAAAUCGUAAGGUUUUGUUGGGAAAUAUGAUUAAAAUGGCAAGAUUUGUCUUUGUUUACAAAACAAAAAAUGGCAAAAAAUUUCUUUGCAAAAUACAAAAUGGCAAGAACUUUCUUUACAAAUUGAAAAAUGACAAGAACUUUCUUUACAAAUUGAAAAAUGACAAGAACUUUCUUUACAAAGCGUUGUUCUAUGAAAAGUGCUUAAAAAUGAGGUUUUAGGUCCGAAUUCCUGACAGACGAUGAAGAUUGUUACGGUGAAGACUACAAGCGUGUACAUAACAUGCUACGACAAAUUGAAAAGAAAAAAGUUGAAAAAGACUUGUCGGACGAUGAAUCCUCAAUAUCAGUUGGUGGUUUAGAUGAUGUUUUAAUGGAAAUGGACAUUUCUGUAAGCUUUCGGUCGAUUUUUGAGUAGAUUUUGCCAUUUUUAGAGCUUAAUUAUAUUUUCUUUGUUUUUAGUAUUAUAAGGUUUGUCAUAUUUUAACGGUUUUCUGCUGUUUUAGGCCUCCAAAUCAAAUCAAAACUCCCAAAGCCUACUACAAGAUGUCAAAACAGAACGAAUGGAGACCUCCUACAAUAUGGACGAGUUCUCACAAGACCUAGAUGAACUUAUGGACCAAGUAGAAUCAACAGAAUCCAAAAAGCUCGAAGCUUGGCCAGAGCCAAAGCCAAUAAAGACGGAGGUAUUGGAACGUUGGGAAAGGCCUUUAGAAUCGCCGGCUUUCAGUGCUUACAGGACGAUAGGUCGGUUCAAAGUUGAGGAAGAUAGUGAUGAUGAAAAGCCAGUGGAUUUGGAGGGCUUUAAGAAAGAGGGGUAGGUGACUUAUUUUUUUAGAAGUUUGGGGGGUGGUUUUCGGGGUUUUAGGGCUUAUUUUUAUAGGUUUAGGGGUGGUUUAUAAGGUAUUUUUGAUUUUUGAGAGGUUAGAGACUAAAACAAUAUUUUUUAAGUUUUCUAUAUUAUUUUUAUGAAAACUCCAUUUAAAGUUUAGCAAAUAGACACCCAGAAUCUGCAGUAUAUUCCACCUAACAAUAAAAAAUAAAUAUGAAAGCGCAGUCUGCGUAAAACAGGGCGCGAUUCGCUGCCGGAAAAUAAAACAUUUUAUUUUGUAAUUUUUUGUUUCGAGUGACCAGAUGGACAUAUAGGAAGAAGGUAAACGCUCUUUAUUUUGUUUUUAACAUUUUUAAUUUUGUUUUUGUAGUUAUUUCUUGAUUUAUGUUGUUUUACACUUAAAAAUCGGCUAAAAUCUGGAUUUUGAAGGUUAAUAUUUUAGUUUUUAAGGGUUUUUGUUUAUAAUUUUUGUUUAUUUGAAGGUAUAUUUGCUUUUGGUAGCUUUAUUUUAAUGUAGUGAAGUAAAGUAUAAUGAUUUGGAGAUGUUAUAACUUGUCUUUUUUGAAUUAGAGGUCGUAUAAUACGUCUGAUUUGAGGUUAGGUUGAUUUCGAGCCAAAAAUACGUCGCUGAUCUUUUACAAUUUCCGAGGCCAAUUCCGAAGAAAGAAUUUUAAUUUUAGUAAAUUCUCAAAAAGCCGCUCAAAAUGGGAAACUGCACAUCGGGCCACGACAUCUCGGAAAACGAAUAUCAACCCACAACGAACGAUCGAAGACGUUUGGUCAGGAGAAAUGACAUGCGAAGCGAUAGCAACGAUCAUUAUAACUAUUUAGUAUCCACGGGCCAAACUGGAACUGUUAAUAGAAGGGAAAAUCAGAAUCAGAGGCGUCAGAAUGAGAAUAGAAGUGUGGUACUGGGGGUGGUAGUAGCGAGCCAAGUGCAGUAUCAAGACAAGAUACAACAUCAAGACAAGGUGCGAGCUCUAACUCAAAAGAUAAUCAAAUAGUGACCUCGGAAUGCGUGAAUGAUUUGGAAAAACUAACAAAACAAGUCGGCAAAAUGAAGUUUGAUCCAGAAAUUGACACUAAUUCAUGGUAAGAUUAAGACUAUUUAGGGGGUUUCGGAAAGUCGUGGUAGAAUGAAGGGCAUACAAUCAAAUUGGAGUCAAAAAAUCUUUGAAUACGUAACUCAUGUAGAUAAAUAUGAUAUAAUAGAUAAGAAAAUAAGAAAUACAGUGGAACUCCUGUAUAAUGAACAACUUUUAACUCUCCAGCUGACAUUAAGGUAGAAUCAAUCAAAUGUAUACAAUCAAAUUGAAUUCAAAAAAAGCUUUGAAAGCAUAACACUCAUAAAGAACAGUACUGCAGAAAUACUUGCAUCUGGCACGUGAAUUGAAGCACUAGAAAGUCAAAAAAGAUUGUUACAGGAUUGGUAUAAUACAGCCAUAGAGAUAACGCUUUUUGUAGGUGCUAGUGCCAUUAAAUACAAUAGUUCUUGUAUAACAAACCCGUAUAACAAAAGAUCGGUAUAACGGUCAACUUUUGAAUCUUUGGGUACCACUGCACAGUGCAUUUAAAACUUUUCUAUAACGAAACUCCUUUAUAAAGAACAAUUAUUAAAUCACUGAGCGAUUUGCCAUAUAGUAGCUUUAUUGUAUAAAGCGAUUUGUUAUACAAGAGUUUUACUGUAUAAUGCGAUUUGUUAUAUAUAAAAGAGUUUUACUGUAUUUCACAGUAAUACCACCUACAAAACGCGUUACCUCUAAUUGACAUUACCUUUUUUGUCUUACUUUGUAAAACAUGAAUUGUAAAGUACGUUUUACUUUGUAAAACUUUAAUUGUAGAGUACAGGUAGAUAGAUAUGAUAGGUAGAUAUAGUUUUAUGCCUUUAUACGCUUUUUUUUAAAUCUUUUUUUCACUUUUUUCUCUUUUUUGUGUGUCUUUUCGUCUGUUCAUACGUUUCUUUUAUCUACUUCAUUUGUUCAUACCUUUCUCUUACUCAUUUCAGCGGUUUAUACUAUUCUUUUAUUCAUUCUUCUCUUCUCAAUCAUGCUAUUUCUUAUUCCACGCCAAAUAGUUGUGUCCGCAUAGCGUCAAUUUUGUGCGUGGCUUUUUGUCACACUAUUAUUCUUGUUUUUUCGUAAACAAAAUAGAUUUUGAAGGAAAAACAUUUCGCGAUAUUAAGCUAUUGAACUUAAGAUGUUUUUGGGCAUUAUAAUUGAAGUAAUAGCUUUAAUAGGCCUAUCUUUUGCCAUUUUCUAUAUCGAAAUAUGUUUCCCAGCUAUGUUUGUUGAUUUACUAUUAAGCGGGGUUUUAAUUCUAUUGCUAAGUGGUGUAUUGCACAAUUAUUUUGUCGAAAAUCCAGCUGCUGGUCCUUUUCUGGACCGAUUAUAUUCACGUUGGUGGAAGGAUAUUGUGGAUUAUUGGCGGAGGCAGGGACGUCGUUUGGGGGGGGUGGCAGGGGGGGCGGCCCGCCCCCCCCCCUCCAAAGCCGAUCCGAAAAAAAAUUCCACCUGUGGACCAAAAAAAAUUUUUCGACCUCCCCAGAGAAAAACCGUAGCGACGUCCCUGGGCGGAGGAUUCAGGAAGAACAACGGCUUCAAAGGAUUCAUGAGGAAGAACGCUGGAAAGCGGCUUUGCAGGCGCAAGCAAAGUUAAAUAAUGAAUAUUAUUCGAAAAACUGUAGACAAACGGCUACAGUGGAAAUCACUGCUGAUUCUGGGUCGGAUUUAUCUACAUGGUAAUCGUGUUUAUAGGGCGUUAUGAAGUGACAUGACAACGCUGUUUAAAAGUGUUUUCAGCAUUAGGUUGUUUAAAUAAUUCUGUGCCUCCUAACCCCAAAAAUUUGAUUUGAGGGGACACAGAAUUAUUUGAACAAUCUAAUAUGAUGUUGCCAUGUCGAGCUUCAUUUAAAAGCCUUAACAAGGCCUGUCUUGACUAGAACAGGGGUGGGAAUGUUAAGAUUUGAGAGAAAGAAGAGCCAGUAUCAAAACCUGGUUUAAGGUGGGAAGAGAGUAAAUUUGUCAAUUCUAAUCAGUAUUAAACAACUUUAUUUAGGUCUUUUACUCAUGCCGAUGUCAAGUUCCCAGAUGAAUAUGCCUACCUACAGAAACUCAACAAAAUUGACGAAGGAGCGGUCAAACAAAAUAGGGUACUUAGCUUUUUUAUUGUUUUACUUUGAUUUUUAGGUAAUAUUAUGGACAAAAGGGGUCAAAAUUGAAUCAGAAAGUUGAAAAAUUUCUUUCUAUGCUUUAAAAUAGCAAGAACAACUUUCUUUACAAAACAAAAUAUGGUAAUAACUUUCUUCACGGAAAUUAAAAUGGCAACAACUUCUUUUACAGAAAGUAAAAUGUCCAAAACUUUCUUUACAAAGCAAUCUUUAACACAAUUUCAGAUUUUGUUCGAUUACCUGAUGAGAGACCAGAACAACAUGACAGACCUGAUCCAAAAGCAGAUUGCCAUUAUUUGUCUUUAUUGGGCUCAAGGUCUCAUCGAAUCUAGGCAGCCAAUCUUUCUGGACGCCAUAUUGCAGUACAAGAAGCAUCGCAUAGUCAAAUACGUCGUAGGAGGCAAAGAAAAGAUGGCUACAAUAACAUAUUUUAGUUGUUUGAUGCCAGAAGAACGAAGACAACCCAACUUUCGGUCUGCGGCCGACAGGAUCAACUUGGUAACGGUGAUUCGAGAGGGCAUCGUGCUGUUUGAAGUGAGUUGUUUUAUUGUUUUUGAUUGAAUUUUAGGUAAUAUCUGGGAAGGAAAAGGUGAAGAAGAUACCAAAGUGUUGAGGAUGAAGUUAAGAUUGGUUUAAAAAUGGUUUUGAUAGAGUUGAUAUAGUUUUAGAUUGAUUUCCGACUAAAAAUAAGCUUUUCAACUAUUCCUUUCAAGCUUUUUCACUAAAUUUUUAAACUUUUAGGGUUUUGUUCACUACAAAAAGAAUGGGGAAGUCGUGUUGAAGGUUGACAGAGUGAAAAAGGAUCUAUUAACCGAGCUACAACAAGUUACAGCGCUAGAUGUUGAUUUAUACGAACAACCGAAUGAUUUCGUCCCUCAGGCAAUGUUGAAUGCUGUUCAAGGGGUGAAGAUGGGUCUAAUUGACAGCAUUUUAAUGCCUAAACCUACAGAGAAGGUAAGAGUUGAAUUGGAUGAGAUUUUCGAAAAUUGCCAUAUUUUACCGCUCUAACCUAAAAGAAUCAAUUUUAGGGUCUUAAAGAGUACGAACAAGCUCUGCAAAGCGCUCUACGACAGCAUGAUAAGCAGCCUCAUUUGGCCUUCUUGAAUGCUGAACAGAAAGCUGUCAUUCAUGCGGUCGAUACCCACGCUCACGCUGGAUUUCCAUUCGUCUUGUAUGGUCCACCUGGAACUGGUAGGUUAAAAUGGCUAAAACUUUGUUUACAAAACAGGAUAUGGCAAGAAAUUUCUUUACAAGGCAUAAAAUAGCAAUAACUUUCUUUAAAAAAUUAAAAAUGGCAACAACUUUUUUAAAAAAAUCUAAUUUGGACUUUUUUUUAGGUAAAACUGAAACAAUAUCAGCUUUGGUUUUAACCUUGUUGAAGAAGUCUCCAAGUACUCGAAUUCUGAUUUGCACUCCAUCAAAUAUGGCAGCGAAUCGAGUGACCGAAAAGCUAAUGGAACACUUUGGCAAUCCUUACAAUGAUGUCCUCACCAAACAGAAUCUGUUACGAUUGGUCUCCAGCAGCAAUGACUACGAGAAAAGGGAUAAGAAGUUUGACAGCGUGGUCUCAGCGUGAGUUUUUUAGUUUUUUUUUGGAUUUUUAAGGGUUUUUAGGCUUUGUAUGAUAGGAUUAGUAGGUUUGGGCUUAUUUGGCUUAAGUUUAGUAGGCGUAGGUUUGUUCUACUUUUUCGAAUAAUUUCAAAUUCCAAUAUAAAAAAAAAUAAUUUUUUCAGAAACCUAGCCUUAAAGAAGUUUGUAAUUCCGAACAAACCUCUCCUCAUAAGUCAACGAGUCAUCGUAUGCACAUUGGCAUCCUCAACUCACCUGAUCAAACGUGACGUGCCCCGAGGACAUUUCGAUUAUAUUAUGAUCGACGAAGCCGGCCAAGCCUCAGAAGCCGAAGUCUGGAUACCAUUGGGUGGAUUGGCCGAUCGAACGACCUCAGUGGUUCUAUGUGGAGAUCCAAAACAGUUGGGACCAGUAAUCACUCUAAAUCUACCUAAGUACAUGACUGACAAGUUCGUAUCACCGCUUCACAGAUUCAUGCAGAAUCCACAGUAUUUGAAGGAUUUGUAAGUUGUUUUAGAUAGAAUUGGCGUUUUUAUAUUAAGUUUGGCUAGAAAUGGCAUUUUUAUAUUAAGUGGCAGCUAGGAAUGGCAUUUUUCAAAACUAUUUGAAAGUAAAUGACAUUUUUAUGUUGUUGUAAGGUAUUGCAUCAGAAAAGGCAUUUAUUAUUAUUUUAGGCGAAUCUGCGUACAACUGAAAGAGUGCUUCCGUUGCCACGAUGCCAUUGUCAAUAUCACAUCGAAAUUGUUCUACAACAACACAUUGAAGCCGGGCGGAGAUGCCAAUCUCAAGGAACAACUAUCUGGAUGGAAGUUCUUGAGCAAAAAGGUAGGUUUUUGUAGCUUUAAAAGGUCUAGAACUUUGUUUACAUAGAGUUACAGCCAUUAUUUUAAUUUUAAAUUUCAGGGCUUCCCAGUAAUGUUCAUCGACGUCCUCUCCGGCUAUGAAGAGCAAGACCCCCGAGGCACGUCUUUUGGCAAUUCCACCGAAAGAGCCUACAUCACAGAAGGCGUGGUAGCAUUAAUGCGGGAAAUGUCCGUAGCCGCCACGGACAUUGGCAUCAUCUCACCGUAUCGUUAUCAGUCCAGAAUGAUCCUCGAAGACCUGAAAAAGCAUUCCGAACUGAAGCAUCACAUCGACGACCUCACCGUCGACUCGGUGGAACGAUUCCAGGGCUCGGAACGCAAAGUCAUCUUCAUGACAUGCACAAGAACCAACUCACUUGGCUUCGUGGCCUGUUCGUUGAGGCUGAAUACCUCGAUCACCAGAGCACAACAAUUACUUGUCAUCGUGGGCAACAGCAACGCUUUGAGACGACACGAUGCCUGGAGAAAGUUCAUCGAUUAUUGUAAAGAAAAUGGCAGUUACAAGGCCUCGGAUUGA
Bursaphelenchus okinawaensis is the source of this 7059-nucleotide messenger RNA. The record is from the annotation of a GenBank genome assembly. NCBI's taxonomy places the organism in Eukaryota, Metazoa, Nematoda, Chromadorea, Rhabditida, Aphelenchoididae.